GGUAAAGCUUAUGCCCAAGCUCAGUUUUCUCUUAGGCUGAUAGUCUUUUCAAUUUAUACUAAUGUUGAAAUUGAAAAUGCAAAAAUUAUUUUUAUACUCAGAGGUCUUAGUAGGUUUAUAACAGGUCUUAGUAGGUUUAUAACAGCUAGGGUUUGCCCACGGUGGCAAGAAGCCCCGUAUGGCAGUGUUAUGGAGUUUUCGGUGGUAUGAGAGGUCAACUCACAUGAGGUGAAAGACUCUGUGAUAUGCUUAAUGAUGGUUAAGUUAUGAUUUGUUCAUCUCUCCUUUUAAGGAAGAAGUAUUUAUAGAGGCUCCUGAACCUAGGUUUUCUUUGGGAAUGAUAACCGCCCAUUUAGUCAAAGUACUGGGCCGUUGAAUCCCUACUUCCUAGAGAAACGCGGAUCAACUAUGGACUCUAUCUUCCCUCUGUCUAAAAAACAUAUUACUCCAUGUUUCUCAUAACUGGGGAAUGGAAGAUACUUUAGAGCGAGGCGAUUCCCCUUUUAGAGGCGACAUAUGGUCCUCGCCUCCUCCGAAGGCUACAUCCCUCUUGCCUUUGUUACGUCUUUUGAAAAUAUAACACUACAAGUAGCGUGAAAGUUAAUAUAUAAUGUAUGAUAAUUAAGAAAAAGAAUAAAUAUUUUAUUUAUAUUAUAAAAGAAUAAUUACUUUAAGACAUAAAAAACAUUUUUUAUGAGAAGUAUAUAUAGUAAAAUUAAUUUUUCUCAAAAAGGGAUAAUGUACAAUGUGCAUAAUUUAGCUCUUUAAUUUGAGAAAUGUUAUGUGGACAUUAUUUUAGGUGUCCAACACCGUAUAUUUAGAUGGUGUAGAUAUGGUUUCAAUUUUUUAUCAGUUUUUUUGUCUCUCUUCAUGUUAAAUCUAUAUUUAUAGAAAGUACUUUUAUACGGUAUUGAUAUCUGGUGUUCACUUUUGGGUGUUCAAAUAACACCUCUCAUUUAAUUUUUGCCAAAGAGUGGCUCAAAAAUCCGAGAAAACGUAUAUAUAGUAAAAUAACAAACAUGCUUGUUAAGCUUCUUACAUUUUCAGAUUCUUCAAGAAAGACAUAUCCUAACUCACGUGUGAAUGUAACUCAUCCACUCAACAUUUAUUCAUCAAUGCCUUAAAACCAAACCAAGCCAUUACUCUCUCUGCCUCAGUUUUUUUUUUCCUGCAAUUCACCAUGCUUGUUAAGCUUCAACCAUGGGUGUUGAUGGUGAUAACGUGUUCUUUUGGUUCGUUCUUGCCAUCAAACGAAACUAACGAUGGUGAUUUGAAAGGGCAUUUUAGGAAGAGCUGAUGUAAAAUUGUUGCCCAUUCAAGUUUCUUACAUUUUCAGUUUCUUCAAAAGAAAACAUAUCCAAAUUCACAUGUAAAUGUUAACAAUUCCUUCACCAAACCAUUACAUGUAAAAGUUAAGCUUCAACCAUGGGUUGCUGCUGCUACUACAAGACAUUACUCAUCAUUGUUUUCACAUUCUUCAUUUCUCAAUCAUUCGCAGCCAAAUUCUCACUUCCUUUCAUUUGGCCUCUGCCUGCUAAAUUCGCAUUCGGUAAUGAAACUCUUUCCGUUGAUCCUACACUUUCUCUCAUCGGAAACAGUGCUAACUCGCCAAUUCUCAAAGCCGGUUUUGAUAGAUUCAAAGGGAUAGUGUUCAGUAACGGUUUUGUUAGAGCAGGCAAAGCUGUUUACGAUGUUAACAAGUUGAAUGUCGUUGUUCAGGACAAAAUUGAAGAGCUUCAACUUGGAGUGGAUGAAAGCUAUAAUUUGUUGAUUUCUAAAGCAACCGGUUCCGGCAAAGUGAUCAUCAAGGCAAAUACUGUUUUUGGUGCAUUGCGUGGAUUAGAGACGUUCAGCCAAUUGUGUUCUUUUGAUUAUUCAACGAAAACGGUACAAAUAUACAAGGCACCUUGGUCCAUCCGAGACAAACCAAGAUUUCCUUUUCGCGGUCUCAUGUUAGAUACAUCAAGACACUAUUUCCCAGUUAAUGUUAUUAAGCAGAUAAUUGAAUCUAUGUCAUAUGCCAAACUUAAUGUUUUACAUUGGCACAUUGUAGACGAACAGUCAUUUCCUCUUGAAGUACCUUCCUAUCCGAACUUGUGGCAAGGUUCAUACUCAAAUUCGGAACGAUACACAGUUGAGGAUGCAUAUGAAAUUGUCAACUUUGCCAAAAUGAGAGGUAUAAAUAUAAUGGCCGAAAUAGAUGUUCCUGGUCAUACAAAGUCAUGGGGUAUUGGAUAUCCAGAUGUUUGGCCAUCGCCCUCGUGUAAAAGCCCACUCGAUGUUUCAAAGGAGUCUACCUUUGAUGUCCUUUCUGGCAUUAUGACAGAUAUGAGAAAAAUAUUCCCCUUUGAACUAUUUCACUUGGGUGCUGAUGAAGUGAAUACAGAUUGCUGGACCAAUACUUCUCGUGUGAAUAAGUGGCUUCAGAGUCGCAACAUGACUGCUAAAGAUGCUUACGAAUAUUUUGUAUUGAAGGCACAAAACAUGGCUCUUUCGAAAAAUUGGACUCCUGUGAACUGGGAAGAAACCUUCAAUGCGUUUCCGGAAAAGCUCCACCCGCAAACUAUAGUGCAUAAUUGGUGGAGCUCCGGUGUUUGCCCGAAGGUUGUUGCAAAAGGCUUGAGGUGUAUUUUCAGUAACCAACGUGUAUGGUAUCUUGACCACGUAGAUGUACCUUGGGAUGUUGUCUAUAACGCCGACCCACUAGAAGGAAUAUACAAUGCUUCUGAACAAAAACUUGUGCUUGGAGGAGAAGUUUGCAUGUGGGGUGAGGAAGCUGAUACAUCAGAUGUUCAACAAACAAUAUGGCCUCGAGCUGCAGCAGCAGCAGAGCGUUUGUGGAGUCCGAGACAAUAUACUACAGUCUUAACUGCAUCACCGCGACUGCAAUACUUCAGAUGUCUGUUGAAUAGAAGAGGUGUUCCAGCGGCUCCUGUCACAAAUUUUCAUGCUAGAACUCCUCCUACUGGACCAGGUUCAUGCUUUGAGCAAUAAGUUUAGCAAUUUUGUACUGUCUAAUGAUGUUGUAAGUUAUUAUUGUAUUCAAUUCAAUAAUAAGAAGAAAUUUUUGGCCUAGUUUAAAUAGAUAAUGAACAAUGAUUUUAACUUUGACGAAAAACAUAGAUGUUGACACCAUAAUACCUGUAUGGAAUUGCCCAUACUUUUGGCCUUCAUUGAAAUUUUCCUCAAUGACAUCACUCCUUAAUGACUUCUUGAACAUAGACAAAGUA
Molecule: messenger RNA, 3230 nt
Organism: Vicia villosa (hairy vetch)
Lineage: Eukaryota; Viridiplantae; Streptophyta; Magnoliopsida; Fabales; Fabaceae
Product: beta-hexosaminidase 1-like
Exons: 15
Coding region: 1426-2994 (522 amino acids)
Biological process (GO): carbohydrate metabolic process; glycosaminoglycan metabolic process
Cellular component (GO): membrane
Molecular function (GO): beta-N-acetylhexosaminidase activity
Source: RefSeq, a predicted model, not a curated record